Messenger RNA from Pararge aegeria (speckled wood butterfly), 989 nucleotides. Its product is annotated as 23 kDa integral membrane protein-like. The record is from RefSeq and is a predicted model, not a curated record. NCBI's taxonomy places the organism in Eukaryota, Metazoa, Arthropoda, Insecta, Lepidoptera, Nymphalidae. Bases 94 to 837 code for a protein of 247 amino acids. The transcript is spliced from 5 exons. Gene Ontology annotation, cellular component: membrane.
GAACGCGUUUAAAAAAUAACGUUUAAAUUACGAAUCGAGUUUAUUUGUUUAAAUAUUUAAACUGUAUAGUGGUUCGUGAUUUGAAUUUCGAAGAUGGAAGGCUGCGGGAUGAAUUGUAUUAAAUACCUUCUGGUUGUUUUCAAUGCAUUGUUUAUGAUCUUUGGCAUAGUGAUCAUAGCAGCAGCAUGCGUGGACCUGGGGAUGAUAAAGGGGUUCGCGGGGAUGGAGACGACGGGGCAUGAGACGGACAUCGUCCUUAUCGUGGUGGGGGUGCUGAUCCUAUUGGUGGCUGCCUUCGGAUGCUUUGGUGCUUGGAAAGAAAGCCCGAAACUACUUUAUAUUUUCGCCGGUUUCCUCGUCAUCAUCAUUCUACUGGAGCUAUCUGUUGGUAUCGCCGCAGCAGCUCUGAGGCCUCAAAUCGAAGGCACCAUGAAAACCCAACUCCGCGCGUCUUUCAUCAAGAACAAGUCGAGUCGGGAGGAAGACUCCACUUACAAGGAAUUCUGGGACAACAUCCAGACCAACUUGGAGUGCUGUGGUGUGACCGGCCCUGACAACUACAUCGCGUCCGAACCUCGCCUCAACCCUGCGUACAGUUGCUGCCCUCCUGACAAUUCAGACCACCCCAUAGAGACCAAGCGAUCUGACUGCAUCUCCCUCACAAAGUACUACCAAGAAGGUUGCGAGGAUAAAGUACUUAGUACAGUGCACAGCGCUGGUAUGACGGUUAUUGUCUGUGGCAUCCUUUUCUGCUUCUUAGAGGUUGCUGGCAUCGUCCUUGCGCUAUGGUUAGCGCACUCAAUCAAAACGCAGGACAAAGGAAGAGAAACCGCUUAAACUUAAGAAAUUAACCGCUUGAAUUAACGUAAUGAAAAACCGCUUUUAUACUGUUAAGAAGCACUUUAAGAGAUUUAUUUUUACACAAAAAUGAAAAAUUUAACGGUACCUUUUACGUAAACUGUAGUAUCAUUAGAAUUGUAGUUUUUAUU